AUGCUCAACCGAUUGUGCCGCGUGGUAGCGCCAAAGCACUUGGAUUCUGUUAAAUUAUCUCACCAAGACGUCUACGAUGAGCUGCACCGAACCAACCAAGAAGAAGGUUGGUGUAGUGACGAUGGGGCACUACGAGACGGCGGGGCUCUCAACCUAUUUUCGUCGGAAUCGUGUGGCUUGUUGGCGCAAUAUGCCACAGUUGGAUUGAUGAUGGGGGCGCUACCCAGUACAAUUACGCCUUUUUUAGGUUAUUACCUCAAUAUGGAAGGUCAAGUCACAACUUCUGCCCGUGCGCUGCUUGGAAUUCCAUGGUCCGUCAAAGUUUUUAUUGGAAUACUUUCAGAUUGCUUCCCCAUCUGUGGCUUCCGCCGUCGGCCAUUCAUGGUCAUUGGUUGGACUCUUUGCCUCACUUGUCUUGUCGUGAUGGCCACAUUUCCAUUGGAUAAACCUUACUUUCCUGAGGCCUCAUGGCGACAAAUGAAGCCGAGUAGUUAUACUAUCGAGGAAGUCGCUGCUAUCAACUAUCAUGCUCCUGCUACUGGAAGCAAGUACGUCGUAUUAAUGAUGCUAGCGACGCUGGGAUACGUGAUCGCAGACGUGGCAGCGGAUGGUGUGGUUGUCGAGUACGCACAGCGCGAGCCUAUUGUGAUGCGAGGACGGACUCAGACUGCAAUCUACACUGUUCGAAGUAUCUUUAGCAUUUUCGGGAGUAUUGUGGUGGGAUUUGGCCUUAGCUCACCACAGUAUGGUGGAGAAUUUAACUUCGGCAUUUCCUUUCCUAUGUGCAUGUUAAUUCUAGCGGUCUGUUGUGUACCUGUGAUUCCAGUGACAUGGUCCUACGUCGCAGAAACGCGGGUGAUCACACCCAAAUUACGCACUUACAUGAGCAACUUGUGGGAGACGCUGCAGAGUCGAGCAGUCUACCAAGUUAUUGCGUACAGCUUUUUCUCGGGAGUACUUAGUAAUAUUAGCUACGUGGCUUCCGACCCGGUUACGAUGUAUUGGGCUCGUGCGACGAGCUUCAAUAUCUCAAUCUCUCAAAUUAUUGCUUCGGGAGUGACAGCCAGCACUCUAGCGUUGAUGGGACGAUAUGGGCUAGAUUGGGACUGGCGUCAUGUGAUUAUCUUCACGACAGUCGCUGUGGUUGGAAUUGAUGCGAUGUGUACAAUGCUCACAACGUGGGAUAUCAUACGCAACCAGUGGUUUUGGCUUGGUUUGCCCGUUGUAGAGAGUAUUCCUUUGGGUAUUAACUUCAUCGUCUCAAGCUUUGUAGUCGUUGAGCUAGCAAAUGAGGGUAAUGAAGCUGCUAUCUACGGUUUAUUAACAACGGUCGGUAAUCUGAGCAACCCAUUUUCGGCUACCCUUACCAAGGCAAUCAAUAAAUCGUUUGCAGUCAGUAACCGGGACAUAUUGAACGAUUCGCACUCGACCCGUGGCAAUGUUACCAUUGCUGUCCUUAUCUCGUACACGUGCAAACUACUUUCUUUAGUAUUGCUCGUCUUGCUGCCGCGACAGAAGAUUGAAACACAAAAGCUGAAGCGCAACGGUUGCCGAAGUAGUCUGUUUGGUGGCAUCACCAUUGCGUACUGCAUGGUCGCGUUGACUUGGUCACUUUUGAUCAAUUUGCUGGGCAUUUUUGAAAACACAAGUAUCAUGCCCGUAUCUCCUGCCGACCAAGUGACGUAUUUGCGCUCGCUCCCAUCAAUUCGCGAUGGAUGCCAUCGUGUCUUAUCCCUUGCAAUCAAAGACCAGCUGCCUAACUUUUCGGUGGACGAGACCAAAACUUUAGCGCUUGCUGAUUAUGUCGUCAGCGUCAUUCGGCAGUCAUAUCCUACACCCAACGAGGUCAAUGUCCCAUUUCACUCGCGUUGGCGCCACUUCGAGACUGGGAAUCUGCAUCGCGUUGGUAAUAUGACGGCAUCGUGGAGUUGCGAUAAAUUGGAGAAGGCUCGCCGUUUACUUGAUCUGGCACUCGUAAGUGUCUUGCUGGAUGCUGGGGCUGGACCGAUGUGGAAGUAUCAGGAACCAGGAACUCAGGACUUUUAUAGUCGCAGUGAAGGCCUAGGUAUUGCCAGUUUUCACAUGUUUUUGGCGGGGAAGUUUUCGGUCGAUCCGAAGAAAGAGCCACAUCGAGUGGACGCGAUAGCACUGGCUAAUUUGGCCGAUGACGGAAUUGCAAUAGCUUUUCAAGCGUCAGAUGCAAACCCAUUGGUUGGAUGCGCUGGAAGAACGGAAAUGCUGAAGCGUUUAGGGACAUGUCUUCGUAAUUACCCUGAGUUCUUUGCUGGAGCAGACGGUUCCAUUCGACCAGGAAAUAUGGUGGAUUAUUUGACGAGACACCAGGGAGAGAACGGUGAAGUGUCAAUUACGGAACUCUGGAAGGUCGUAUUGUAUGGACUUCAAGACAUUUGGCCUUCAAACCGAAUUCAGAUUGAUGGACAAAACAUGGGUGAUGUUUGGGAGCUGGCCUACUUGCCGGAACAUGAAAAGGCCGGCAGGUUUGUGAGCUUCCACAAGCUCACACAGUGGCUGACUUACUCACUAAUGGAACCGCUUCAAGAUGCUGGAUUCAAGAUCACAGAUCUUAACCUGAUGACUGGAUUACCUGAGUAUCGCAAUGGUGGCCUUUUGGUGGAUUUUGGUGUGCUGGUUCCCAAAUCGGCUAAAAUCAUGACGGACGAGUUUGAUCCAAGCGCGGAUGUAAUUGUCGAAUGGCGUGCGCUCACGGUUGCACUUUUGGACAAACUUCACGUGAUGAUUCUUGAGCGCCUCCAGCUCACAGCUGACUCUUUUCCACUCGUCAAGAUGCUUGAAGGAGGAACGUGGAAGGCUGGUCGUAUAAUUGCGAAGGAAAAACGCGCUGAUGGUGGCUCACCGAUCAAAAUUAAGAGUGAUGGUACUGUCUUUUAA
Plasmopara halstedii is the source of this 2910-nucleotide messenger RNA. RefSeq names its product Protein of unknown function DUF1688. NCBI's taxonomy places the organism in Eukaryota, Oomycota, Peronosporomycetes, Peronosporales, Peronosporaceae. Bases 1 to 2910 code for a protein of 969 amino acids. The transcript is spliced from 8 exons. The record is from RefSeq and is a predicted model, not a curated record.